Molecule: messenger RNA, 3035 nt
Organism: Onychostoma macrolepis
Lineage: Eukaryota; Metazoa; Chordata; Actinopteri; Cypriniformes; Cyprinidae
Gene: zdhhc22
Product: zinc finger DHHC-type palmitoyltransferase 22
Exons: 6
Coding region: 456-1298 (280 amino acids)
Biological process (GO): protein palmitoylation
Cellular component (GO): Golgi apparatus
Molecular function (GO): palmitoyltransferase activity
Source: RefSeq, a predicted model, not a curated record
CAGUGAUGCGAUAUCUUUGCCAAUUAGCAAUUAGCUCUUUUUUCAGAAGGCAAAAUGGGCAUUUGGUACAAGGAGGGAAAAUAACUGCUUGGUCUGCUUAAUGGUUUCAGAGCCAUCAACUGCAGCUUUAAUAAGCAACCUUUGAGGAAUGUAUUACAAGCUUUUGAUCACCGAACCACUGGAGAGAAAGCAGCAUGUCUCGGAACUCUGAGAAAGCACAUUAUGAACUAAAAUAAGGUUGUUUAAAGCCUCUCGUGAUGUAGUCACACCUGCAGGCUAAAUGAAUGGUUUUGGCACAAUUCCUAACAGCUGUUUUCGAUGAGGGAACGUUGUGAACGUCUACUCACAUCUACUCACAUCUGCCUCUUCCCUCACAUUGCAUUAAGGAGCAGCGUGAGUGAGGGAUGCGCUCCUGUGAGGAUACAGCGGCUCUUCUGGUUUAGCCGGCGUCAGGCAUGUUGUUCAGGAUGGUAAAACUCAGACUACUCAACACGAUCGCACCUGCAUACUUCUACACUGCAACCAUGGUCACAUUCGCCCUCCACUUCCUCCUCUUCAUGCCCACUAUUUUCCGAAGUCCAGAUGUGGUGCUAAAUCCCACCAUGCUGGUCCACAUCGCCGUCUUUCUCUUCCUCAUGGGGAACGCAUUGGGUAAUUACACAAUGACUAUAUGGUACCCAUCUGAGAGUGCCUACGAGACAGUUAUUCCAGUCUGUUCACCCGACUGCCCGGACCGAAUUGACGCCCAUUACCUCCUGAAUGGACGCCACUUCUGUAAAGUGUGUAAGAAAGUGAUUCUAAAACGGGACCACCACUGCUUUUUCACAGGAAACUGCAUCGGCAAUAGGAACAUGCGCUACUUUAUUAUGUUCAGCAUCUAUACGUCCUGCUGUUGUCUGUAUUCAUUGGUAAUCGGGGUGGCGUAUCUUACAAUGGAAUACUCCAUUUCCUUUGAGAACCCACUGACGUUCCUCACUCUUCUACCGCUCUCGACAGGUUACUUCUUUCUUGGUUUGAUUUCAGGUCUCCAGUUCUUUCUGGUUAUAAUGCUGUACGUCUGGCUGGGUAUCGGACUAGUUAGCGCCGGUUUCUGCUGUCAGCAGCUUCUACUAGUAGCCCGAGGCCAGACCUGGUGCGAGCUGCAAAAAGGGCAGCUGUCAGAGAGUCGCGGGACCUGGCGCACCAACCUGUCUGAUGUUUUCGGUUCCCGUUGGGCUCUGGGCCUUUUUCUGCCACUUCAGACUGUUGAGAGCGUACCUGGCAACUGGCAGGUCUACCAUGAUCACAAAUGUGACUGAAAAGCCAAGAACUUGCCAUAUCGGUGUGUCAUCAUAAUUUGACCUGUGUCGACCAGUUAUUAAAUGUGAUAAGGGCUUCAAUGCACUGGAGUUGUACAAGCCCAUGCAACUGAGCUACCUUUUUAGUGGAUUUCUGUCAUCGCUGCACAAAUUAGGGGAGCGUUAUGUCACAAGAGGUGGUAACACCCAUAUCUAUGUCUAUCAGCACUGCGCCAAAACUCAAUUUCAGCCCUAGUUCAGGGCAGCAGUGAUUAGCAGCGGUAAGAUCAGAGAAGGAGGCCAGGAUUAAAGGAUGGAUGGGUAUUUACAAAACAACGCAUACUAGGUAAUCGGCACACUAUUACACAAGUGGCCUUCUAAAAUGUGGGUAACCUUUCGAUUAGUUAGAUUUUGAAUUGAAUUGGACAUUCGUCACAGAAAGUUGAAUUAUAAUUUACUGAAUUGCAAUUAAAAAAUCAACACAGGUAAUGCAUAAAUAGCCUACUAAAAAUGGAAAACUAUAAAUCCUUCAAACUUAACAGCUUAACAUUUUUUAAUGCAUUAAAUUAAUCAAGUGUCAGUAAGGACAUUUAGAAUGCUACAAAAGAUUUCUGCUUUAAAUAAUGGCUGAUCUUUAUAUUCAUCAUCAUCACGGUUUACACAAACAGUAAAUAUUAAGUAGCACUAUUUUCAACAUUGAUAAUAUGAAAAGUUAUUUUAAAAAUAAAAUAAAAGCAGCCUUAGUGAGCAUAAGAGACUUUGCAUUUCUAUGUAAACAUUGCAGUUAUGUGAACUUUGUUGAAUUCCAAUUAAUUUUAAUACCGCUUCCAUUCAAGAUACAUAUUUCUGAAAUUUCAAUUAAUCUUAUGUUUGCUACCUCAAUUUAAACUCAUUUCAGUUAAUUUCAACAAAUUUCUGUUACUGGACAAUAAUCUAAUUUUCAAUUCAUUUCUGAAAAAUACAUAAUAGCGACGUAAUUUUUCUACAAAUGUGUGAAGUUAUUGAUCAAAUUUAUUAUAAUUAUUAUUUAUAACUGUUUAUUAGUUAUAAAAACAAUUUGUGGUUUGUCAUUAAGGCUUGCAGAAAACAUUUUGAGUUUAGUGCUAUAUUAGAAUUUCUUUACAUUUCCCCUAGUUGACAGAUUAGCUAAAAAUGUUGAUUUACUGCACGAUCUAAUCAAGCAGUAAAUGUGUUUUUUUUUUUUUUCUGUGCGAUCUGUCCAACAUGGUCAAAGUAAUUAGUAAUGAUGGAGGGGCACACUGUUCUGUAACUGAAACCCUCUUAUAAAACAGCAAUCCACUAUUAAGUUUCAUGUCAGCGUUUCAAUUAUUAUAAGUGCACGCUUACGAUUGCUCCGCUCUCAAUCCUGUUUGAUGUUUUGAAACAUAGCCCUCAACAUCCUUUGGCUGCAGUUGAACUGAGCAUCAUAUCUUAUCAAAACAUCUCAACUCUUCAUGUCCAUCUUGACUGGAUCAGUUGUCAAUGCUUGGUUUAGAUGCAGGUUAUUUGUUCAGAAGCUGGAGAUUACUUCCAUUGCCAAUUACACCAUCACAGCUGAUGCUAUUUUCCUAUAAUCGUUUUUCUACCACCUUUUUAGUUGUUAUACUGUUGUGAAUUGAGUUUCUGGAUUUGAUGCAUGCAAAAUAUGGCAUGCAAUGAUAAUGAACAUUUCUGUUGAUGAAUAUUUUUUGUGAUUGAUUUAUUUGUAAUUACUUAGGUUUUAUAUAAAAUGACUUCAACCAAAACUCAACUUAAAGG